Messenger RNA from Peronospora farinosa, 843 nucleotides. The record is from the annotation of a GenBank genome assembly. Lineage: Eukaryota; Oomycota; Peronosporomycetes; Peronosporales; Peronosporaceae.
AUGACCAAACAUGAAGAGAUCAAGACCAUGAAGCUUUACCAUCAUUUGGACCGUAUCGAGAAUCGUCUCAAGGAGUUGGGCUACACCAACAAAGACGUUCGAGUCGACCCAGAGCAGUUGGGCGAAUUCGACUCGCUCCACUUCUUUGGGGAUGAACCCAUCUGCCAUAUCGUAGAGCUGCUAGCUGAGACACCGACAGAGAAAAAAGUGCUGGACAUUGGCUCGGGCUAUGGAGGUACCGCACGAUUGCUCGCUCAUCGCAGCGGCUGCAAGGUCGACGCUUUAGAGCUCCAGCCUGAUCUUAGCGACGCCGGUCGAGAACUCACGCGACGUUGCGGACUAGAUGAGCAAGUAACGCACUUGGACGGGGACUUUCUAGAGCUUCCGGUCCAGCACAACGAGUACGACGUUGUCGUAGGACUGCUGUGCUUUUUGCACAUUGGCAACUGGCGUCAGCUCUUUCAACGCUGCUUUGACAGUCUCAAACCUGGUGGUGUCCUGUACGUGGAUGAUUUUUUCCUCCGUGGCGACAGGUUGACGCCCGAGGACCAACUCACGCUCAAGCAAGAUGUCUAUUGCACUGACCUACUGCGUCAAGAGCAAAUUGUCGAUGUGUUGAAAACCUGUGGCUUCGAGACGCCUAAAGUCCAGGAUGCGACAAUCAAAUGGCAGCCGUACGUGUCGAAUCGUGCCGUGAAAUACCACGCCGCGCUAGAGACACAUAUCGCUCGCGACGGUGAGGCAGCAGCUCGUGGUCUUGAUCACUUCUAUACGUGUAUGGCACAGCUUUUUCGAACUGGAAACGUUGGAGGCUACACGCUGAUCGUACGUAAACCACUUUGA